AUGCCGGCAUGCCAGCGCUGCUACUCUCGUAAAACAAGAUGCGACCGGCGCACUCCCAAUUGUACCUCAUGUGUCAAAACUGGCUCCUCCUGCCGAUACCCCGAUAAACGCCGAGACCGACAACGGCAGCAGGAAUACCUCAAGUCUGUUGAGUUACGCCUUCAAGAACUUGAACGAGAGAAAGAGAGACCGACUCAGCACUCACCUUCCGAUCAUGAUUUGCAGGAUGAUACCAAUUCGAUCCGUACUGGUGAAGGCCUGCACAAAUCACCAAACCAGAACUCUGGCCUUGGAGCUUGGCAGUCUCCAACGAUAUCGAUGAAUUCAACACAGCAUACUCCAUCCGAAGAAACCCGAUAUCUAGGGUCUAGUAAUGGGGUUGGCUUCGUGGAUGUUGUUGAACGAGUCGUCGAGACCUCUUCGACGGGCGGGCUAUUUGAUCGACUCGCCAAUAGCCGUUCUACAUCCGAAAAGAAAGCAUUACCAGUUGUCAACGACCCCGCAAGACUCGUCGACAGGAAAUUGGCUAUUCCAUUGAUUGAAUCCUAUUUCGAACACUGGCAUGUGACAUUUCCACUAUUGUAUCGACCAGGAUUUAUGAUCAUGAUGGAGGAGAUUUACAACAAUCCCAAUAUUUACCAUCAAAGUCCCACAAAAGCAUUUGCAUUUGACAUGGUGUUGGCGUUGGGAUCGGUCUCUUCCAAAAAGGCAUGGCCUUUUACUGACACGGAGGCUCAUUUUGCUAGAGCUUUGGCUCGGCUGGAUGAACUUUCCAAAUUUCGGGAUAUUCGAUUUUUGCAGGCCCUUCUUCUCUAUUGCAAAUAUGGAAUUCAUGCUAGUCUUCGUGAUACUUCUACAGAGAUGUGGGAGAUACUGGGCAAGGCAACGCGAUUAUGUGUGGAGCUUGGGCUGCAUGACGAUGUCUCAGUGGUUUCCAAGAGGAUUGUGACCGUUUCCCUGGGCAGGCCACUCGCACUCUACGAUGAUGAUAUCCAUGUGCCAUUGCCAUUGGUGAUAGAGGAUACAUCACUGGACAAAUCUGAGAUUUCGGUGCACUUACCACGGGAGACAUCUCCAUUUCUACAUCAUAUUCGAUUACGCACAAUUCAAGCUAAAAUACACCAGUCCAUGUACACGAGUCGAUCCACACAAUCACUUCCCCUGCGUGAAAGACAGCUUAUCCGGAGAGAUCUCUACAACCAACUCCAAUCUUGGAAUGAUGAUCUACAGCUCCUUGCCUUACCAACGGUGGAUAGUGCUUCACGUGCACCCUCUGUAUUCUUCCAUGUUAAUUGGUAUCACGCCCUAUAUCACAGCGGCUGCUUGAUGCUAUUCCGACCAUCAGCCACAUUCCCCGCAAUGGAAGGUCUGAACGAUGACGAAGACAUUGACGAUGUUCUACUAAUUCUCUGGAACUCAUCCCGCCAGGUCCUGGCGAACUACCUUGAGCUUUUGCGUACUCGUCACUUGAAUUACUCAUGGUCCUGUCUGUACAUGAUCUUCAUGGCUGGGCUGGCAAAUGUGUACUGCGUAGGCUGCUGUGCUCAGCGGAAAAGACGAGGCGUCGCGGCUUUUGUGCCGUCAUAUUGGGAUGCCAUAUCUGAUUCGCGUGAUUGCUCGAAUCUUUUGACUGCCUUUUGUGAGAGGUGGAAUGAUGCUCGUUCGUCGUGUGAUAUUUUUAAUAGACUCAGUAUGAGUGCUUUGAAGGGGUUAGCUGCUGUGAGCUUUUCGCAGAGCAAUGAGAAUUUGAAUAACAUGAGAGUCGUUUUGGAAGAAGAUCAUAUCUUCUCUCAGGAACCGUUUGGGACUGUGACGACUAGAGGCGGAUCGACUUGUGCGACUGCCUCUUCUAAUCAUGUGAACCAAGAAACAAGCACACGUGAAUUUAUAGACACAAACGGAUGCCUCGGAAAAUAUCCACUCGGCUCUCCCGGUGACCUUGAUCCGAUUGUCGAUUUCCAGCAAGUCUUCCAGGACAUGCAGAAUUCGAUACACAGGAGUGAUUUUACGGAAACAAACGAAGUCAUGAGAGGGUUCUCACAGGAUUGGUUUUGA
This is a messenger RNA of Penicillium subrubescens, 2055 nucleotides long. RefSeq names its product Zn(II)2Cys6 transcription factor. Gene Ontology annotation, molecular function: DNA-binding transcription factor activity, RNA polymerase II-specific; sequence-specific DNA binding; zinc ion binding. Gene Ontology annotation, biological process: positive regulation of transcription by RNA polymerase II; DNA-templated transcription. Lineage: Eukaryota; Fungi; Ascomycota; Eurotiomycetes; Eurotiales; Aspergillaceae. Bases 1 to 2055 code for a protein of 684 amino acids. The record is from RefSeq and is a predicted model, not a curated record. The transcript has 2 exons.